AUGUGUGCUAAGCUUCUUCCCAGGAGCCUCGGCACCUCUAAACAGAAGGAUGCUCAUCUGUCUCUUCAGCUCACGUCGUCUCCCAUCACCGCUGACACCGCCGUCACUCACUAUAGAAGCAGGAGAGGACAGUGUUGUUGUCGUCAGGCAGCUCGUCUCUGUCUCUACUGCAGCUCGUCCCGCUCUCUGCUGCAGCUCGUCUCUGUCUCUACUGCAGCUCGUCUCGGUCACUGCCACAGCUCGUCGCGGUCUCUACUGCAGCUCGUCCCGCUCUCUGCUGCAGCUCGUCUCUGUCUCUACUGCAGCUCGUCUCGGUCACUGCCACAGCUCGUCGCGGUCUCUGCUGCAGCUCGUCCCGGUCUCUGCCACAGCUCAUCGCGGUCUCUGCUGCAGCUCGUCGCGGUCUCUGCUGCAGCUCGUUGCGGCCUCACACACAGAAACUCUAUGCCUGGGAGCGCUCUAAGUUCUCUGGGAUAUCUUGCCGAACCUUCGCGCCAGCCUCGGUCUGACCCAACACCUCAUCAUCACUUUGGCUCAAACAACCUCCGCCUCGUGCCAGCAGUGCAGGCCCAGGCCCACAGUCCGCCUCCAGAGUCCACCUCCAGAGUCCGUCUCCAGGCUCAGGACAUACUUAUGAUGUGUAAGUUUCUCCUCGUCCUGUCAGACACUAAAGGUUAUCUGGACGCAGUGGAGGCGAGCCCCAGAGGCGAGUGGCGGCAGCAGCAGAGGUAG
Molecule: messenger RNA, 732 nt
Organism: Knipowitschia caucasica
Lineage: Eukaryota; Metazoa; Chordata; Actinopteri; Gobiiformes; Gobiidae
Source: the annotation of a GenBank genome assembly